AUGCGCUGCCGCUCCGCGCCGCAGAACCGCUCGUCCCCGCUCACCUCCAGGUUCGCCGCCGGCGCCGCGCCGUCGCCGGUCCAGGAAAUGGCAGCCGAUUUCGCGGCGGAGUCGAUCGCCGCGACGCCACCUCGGGCGUCCCCCUCCCAGCGCAAGCCGGACAUGGUGUCACCUUGGGCGUCCCCCUCUCCGCGCAAGCCGGACAUGGUGUCCCCUUGGGCGUCUCCCUCCCCGCGGAAGCCGGACAUGUUGCAGUCACCACGGGCGUCGCCAUCUCCGCGCAAGCCGGACAUGGUGGCGGUGGAAAGCAACGACGAGAAGCGGCAAGAAAUGGCAGUAUCCACGCAGGAAGACGAGGAGAAGCCGCACGAACAAGAUCACGAAGCCGACGACGACGAGGAGGAGGAAGACGAAGCGGAAGAGAUGCGGUGCUCGUCGGCGCGGCCACUGGUGCUGCAGAGGUGCAAGUCGGAGCCGGCGACGACCGCUGCGGCGAAGAUGUCUACUGGUGCCGGGGCCGAGGGGGCGCCGUCCGGCUGCUUCUGGGCCAACGGCGGGAGCAGCGGGCGGCGGAGGCACGCGCCGCAGAUGUCGCCGGCGGCCGCCGCCGCUGCGGUGGCUUUGACCGGUCACUGA
Molecule: messenger RNA, 636 nt
Organism: Triticum turgidum subsp. durum (durum wheat)
Lineage: Eukaryota; Viridiplantae; Streptophyta; Magnoliopsida; Poales; Poaceae
Source: the annotation of a GenBank genome assembly